AACAAGGUGUACGGGCCGUGAAGUCUCGGCUGCCUGACUCGGGAAACUACGGGAAACUCUAUAGUCCAGCCCAUGUGAGGUAGAGAAAGACUGUCAAGCCCCACGGUAUGGUUAAUCAGGGUGCCGAUGGCUCCGCCUGAAAAGUGUCUCAACGAGAUCGCGGCGCGGAGACUGCGGAAGGCUGCUGCUGACCGUGAGCGUAGGGCAAGGAUGUCUCCUGCUGAGCGUGAACGUCUCGCCGCAGCCAAGCGGGCACGUUAUGCUGAGACGAUGACGGCAGAGCACCGAGCUCGUCGCACCGCUGCUGCACGCGAGCGGUACUUGGCUCUUGCUGCGUCAGAUGAAUACCGCGCCCGUCGCAACUUGGCGCAGCGUGAGCGGUACGCCGCGAGAGCCACCGUGCAAAACCGGGAGAUUCGAGCAGCGGGUGGACGUGAUCUCCGCAAGCGUCGUCCUAGGCCAUUGCUAGGCAUAAGAGAAGACGCACAUGAAGACUGUGAAAGGAUAAGGCCGGCAGCAGUGGCUGAAGUGCAAUUUUCACAACAGUUGAGUGUACCCUGCGCAAACACACUGGUCAUGGCCACAGGUGACAUUGCUGCCUACCGAAAAAGGAUUGUGUGCAGAUGCAACAGCAGUGCGGCCACAGGGCGUCAUGCCACAAUGUCUCGUGCCAUAACCUGUUCAAUCCGUCAAUUUGUGCGUAGUGUGUCGGCAUGGAAGAACACGUCAACAUGGAUGCUGCACAAGGAAACACAGACCCGACCCGCCUUGGUAACAAGGAAAACACAGACGCUGUGACAUCGGCGUCUUGUGUGGGCAAGGCAAACCUGUACAUUCCAUGUGCAUCAGUUGUGAAGUGCUGCUGUGCUGUUGCUCCUGAUGCAUUCAUAUUUACAGUUGCCAACAUUGUGUCCUUGUGACAUGUGUGUAGUGCUGCCAGUAGCGGCCACCUGCAGGGUUCGCAUAGGAAGAUGACAAUUGGCCAGCCGUGAUCUAACAAUUGGUCCUUGUGUGCGUCUGGGUGCUCCACAUGCCAGUUGCCACUGGGCAUCACUGUCAUCUACAAUAGGCAGCUCACACCUGCCAGCUCCCUGCACUUACAUUGCUGCAUCAUGGACCGUCACUGGCUUUAACUAGGUGCAUAGUGCCACAGCUCCAGACUUUACGUACUGGGAUUAUAACUGCCAAACAUGGUGUCAUCUUUGUAAGUCUACCGUGUUGAGUUAUACCAAAUUAAUUCUUUUAUGUUUGCAAUGUUGCAUGGUUGUUUUUUAUCUCCGCGAUGCAUGGAUUGUUAAUGUUCUGAUGUCCAGAAAAUACAAAUAAUAUGUUAUAUUGCUGUGAUUUGUGCUACUCCAAAUGAAUUUUGAUGUGUAAAAAAUAACUCUGAGCUAGGUACUGUGGUGUAUCGCCCUCUAAACAGCAACCUAACAUUGUUUAUGAAUUGUCUUGAAGCAUUUUUGCGCUCGCUCAAAUAACUUUAAUUUGGGCUAUUGACUUCAACAUUAAUGUUCUUGAUGAUGCACCUAUUGUAUGUGACCUUACUAUGUGGCUACUUUCAUCAGGCUUUGUUACUAUGAUCAAAACACGUACUCGAGUAACUUCGUCCACUUCGUCUGCUAUAGAUUUGCUAAUUACAAACUGGGAAACUACAAUUCGUGACUCUGGUACAUUAUCAAUUAUGGACCAUUGUCCAAUUUUGUGUUUAACGAUGCUCCAGGGAAAACUGGAACAUGUCAGUGUGACUCAGUUACUGUUCAGUGUAUGUCCCAUGACAUGUUUAGAGGUUUUCAAAUCUAAUAUCUCUUCACAAGAUUGGUCUUGCAUAUAUGAAGAAAGAAAUGUGAAUGACGCAUAUUUGAAAUUCCUGGAGACAUUUACGAACAUUUACAUGGCGCAUUUCCCUUUUAAAAAUUUUACACCACCCAGAAAAAUAAAACUGUGGGUAACAUUUUCACACAAAAGGGGAAAUAAAUCGCAAUAAUAAGCUUUUUCGCAGUUUCUUUAACACAAGAUGUCCUUCUUCACUGAACAAGCUUAAAGAAGUUAGAAAUGCGCUCAAUGUGGAACUACAGCGUGCUAAGGCAACUUAUUACGAAAAUAUUCUUGCUACCGUUUUGAACAAAGACUCCUCUGCAGCAUGGAAUGCAGUGAUUAAAGCUUUAGGCCAUUAAAGGGAAAAUGCGCAUCCAGAAGAAAUAACGUACGAAAACAACGGGUAUACUGGUGAUGCUCUGGCAGAAUUUCUUAAUAAGCAUUUCAUUGGCAAUAACACUCCUGGUACAACCCCCCUUCUCAGCAAUGACUUGGCCAAUAUCGGCAACGAAAGUAGUAUGUUCCUUGUGGGAGAUAUUGGGUUCUCCUCCGUACUCUUGGGACAAAGGAACGACAACACAGUAGUGCAAACAGUCACAAGGGCAUUUAUUGCACCUUUCAUAGAUCAAUGCCUGCUAGCCGAGUUGCUAUCCCCAAAACAUGCCGAUGGGCGCGCGACAAAUCUAGAAGUCCGACUUACCGCGACCGCAUUGCGAGCGAAUAUGUUCGCCCCAUGCUGGAUCCCAACGCCUGGUCGUUCGCGUGUACGGUCACGCGAAUGGUGUCCAAGGCGGCCACGCGAGACGGUCUCGCAGAAGCAUGGGUCGGCGCGGCACGGCACGUCCGUCCCGCUUCCUUCCCGAACCCAAAGAGACCAAGCGCCUUCCCUUUCGGCGCCCAAGUAACCCCGCAGCAGCGCGACAGUCGCGCCAUCUCUCGCACCGCGCUUGUACCACUCCGACCGCCAGGCCACGCGAGCCGUGCGGGAAAACAGCAUAGCAGGGGAUGCGCUAUGCGGGAAAAACAUCAGGGGACGCGCGAGAGUCGCGCAUCCCCACAUCCUUCAUCCCACAGACAAAGUAGAAAUUUAUAGGACUUUGAUGUCUCUAAAGAAUACGAAAGAACUAGAUAUCGGCAACCUCUAAAUUAGGCCAAUCAAAACAAUACUCGAAUACAUAAUGCCCGUACCUGCAUACAUACAUGUAUAUAAUUUGUCGGUAGAGUUAGGUGAAUUCCCAGAUGCAAUGAAAAGAUAGUGUGUCUGUUGUAUAUAAAUGCAGAGACAAAAACAUGCCUCAAAAUUACCGACCGAUAUUGAUCAUAUCUAUCUUUGCUAAAGCCUUUGAAAAAUCUUGCAAUAUUGGCUCACCAACUUUUUCAGAGGAUACAGCUUUUUUCAGAAUCAUAGCACGGUUUUCGUAAGAAAAGAUGAACAGAAUCAGCAAAAUUAGAAUUGAAAGAACACACACUAAGAACAUGAAAAAGAAACUAAUAACUCUAGCCUUAUUCAGGCUUCAGCAAGGCGUUUGAUUCACUUGACCAUAAAAAUUUUAGCACAUAAGUUAUUGAUCUGUGGAAUACAUGGUAAACUUUUAUCUUUAAUUAGAUCUUACCUUUCCAACAUAAGCCAUUAUGUAUGUAUCGCCAUGCACAGGUCAUCCUUACUAACAAUAACGACAGGCAUACCACAAGGAAGCGUAUUGGAACCGUUUAUGUUUAAUGCUUACAUAAAUAGCAUAAUUAACAUUGAUCCGACAGUAAAGUUUAUUGCAUAUGCAGAUGACUGCACCAUGCUUCUUUCUGGUCCUGACGCGACCGAACUGGCACUUGACUGUAAUCAUAUAUGUAACAAGCUUGUCAGCUGGUCUUCUUCAAACUCACUUAAAAUGAAUCCUUCAAAAACAAAAGUUAUGUUUUUUCGAGCCAGAAACAAGGCUGUGAGGUGUCAUGGUCUCAGGGUGGUAAACACGACGCAAGGAACGUUUGAGUUUGGAAAAGCCUUUAUGGGGCAUGAGCAUAAGAAAAAUACAUAUAUUCAGAAAGCACGCAUUGCCAACCCAAUGGCAAAACCCUAACAUACGACAAACUAUAUACAAAGCUAGUUAAUUGAAAAUAUUGUCUUAAGUCCUCGCACACGACGUAUUAUGACAUUGAAAAUAUUUACAUAAAGUCCACCGACGUGGCCGUGUCACCUCGUCGUCGCUGCUUCCGACGACACGUCGUUGGGCUCGCCGAUGCGUCAUAGACUCGACGUCGCUGUGUCCGACGUUCGGUCUACGGUUGGCCUGGUCAUGGGGUCAGGAGGGUGGAGUGACCUAGGUGUCUGGAUCGCCCGGUCAACUCCGCAAGCUGCGGAUCGUAGCCGCAGGGAAUCCGGGAAGCGGUGCCGUCAGCCUGUACCUGCGGCUUCCGGUGGGAGGUCCACUCAGCGCGCGGGUCAUGGCCGCGGCAGCUGAAGAACUGCUUCCACUGGGUUGCCUGUCUCCGCGAUCCACCCGUCCUGUUCGGCCUCUAGCCCCUUCUCCCCGCCUUCGUCCCAGAGCGUAGCUGGGCCGCUCUCUUCGGCUACGUGUCCCUGCUCCCAUUGGCCAUGUAGCUGCGCGUGCACUUCUGCGCUUCUGCUUUCAUAUUGUAUUCUUUUUAUUCGUACGCUCUUAUUUUCUGUCUUCUUGUUUCUUUAUUUCUGCCAUCGACUCCUCGUGUCUUCUUGUUUUCUUCUUAUCUUCUGCCUUUUCUUCUUCUUUCUUUCUUCCUUGAUUGGCUCAUGACAUGAGGUUAGAGCACAUCAUUAGUUGAGGAAAUGACGGCAUUGAAAUAGUUGAGGAAUACACUUUACUCGGCAUAACACCAUCUUUGAAUCUUACAUAGGAUUCACACAUCUUUAACCUAUGUAAACAUCUUGCGUCCGUCAGUGGUGCGAUGUCACAUUGUCAUGUGCUUCCUUUAAAUAUUAAAAUUAAGACAUAUUAUGCGCUGUUUGCUUCUCAAAUUAAUUGUUAUAGUUUGUUCUGGCUAACAACAACUAGAACAAACAGAAAAAGGUGUUCAAACAUUGAAAAAAAUAGUUAUAUGACAGAUUGCAAACAUUGAAUAUUGUGGAUCUAGUGUGAGCACUUUUCAAAACUUCAGCAUAAUUCGUAUAGAAACCAUGUAUGACUUUGUGUUCUGGUGUCUUUUAUCAUUCAUAUAAAAUAUUUAAGCAGUUCUGAGAAACAACAGCGAGCUUAUGUGUAUACAGGCCUGUGUUAAAUACAUGCAGCACAGACAUGUGGUUUCUCCCAUGUUAUUGCCUGGAUUACAAACUACAAAUGCUACAACACAAUCUUCCUUUAUUUUGAACAAAUACAAAGGAACGCAAUACGCGUUGAACUCUCGGUUGCAAGCAUAUUUUGUAAAAGUGUAAUUAAUGUUUGUUGUACCAAUUAAUUUUUUUUAUAUAUAUAAUUCUCAUAUUUCUGUUUCUUAUGUAUUGAUGACGCACUCUAUUUAUUUUCAUUCUAUAUUAUUUUUAUUUGUUAGCCUUGUUUGUCAGCAUAUAUGCUUAAAUUUCCACUUCAUGUAGUGUUGUUAAGUGUCUUUUUUUUUGCCGUUUCGCUGUAUCUGCCUUGUAAUGGCAACCUGGGCCUGUGUCAAACUGUCUACAUAACUUUUAGUCCAGGUAGCCAUCCAGUACUAUCUGGUGAAUAAACUGAAUAUUGAAAUUGA
This is a messenger RNA of Dermacentor andersoni, 5520 nucleotides long. RefSeq lists its product as uncharacterized. The record is from RefSeq and is a predicted model, not a curated record. NCBI's taxonomy places the organism in Eukaryota, Metazoa, Arthropoda, Arachnida, Ixodida, Ixodidae.